Messenger RNA from Miscanthus lutarioriparius, 840 nucleotides. Lineage: Eukaryota; Viridiplantae; Streptophyta; Magnoliopsida; Poales; Poaceae. The record is from the annotation of a GenBank genome assembly.
AUGGACGUUGGCGCGAAGGAGGAGAGGGAUCAGGUGUGGUGGGGCCACCGCGCGUGGUCCCUCCUCUCCGCUGUCCGCACACGGGCGCCGCUAGUGCAGUGCAUCACCAACCUCGUCUCCAUGGACAUCGCCGCCAACAUGCUCCUCGCCGCGGGCGCCUCCCCGGCCAUGGUCCACUCCCUCCGCGAGGUGCCCGACUUCACCCCGCGCUGCGACUCCGUGUACGUCAACGUAGGUACGCUCUCCGAGGACUGGCUCCCCUCCAUGCGCACCGCCGCCUCCGCCGGCCGCCCGUGGGUGCUCGACCCCGUCGCCGCCGCCGCCUCCGGGUUCCGGAUGGAAGCCUGCCUCGAGCUCCUCUCGCUCUUCCCAGCAGUCGUCAGGGGGAAUGCCUCUGAGAUUCUCGCGCUCGCCUCCCGCUCAGCCGCCGCCUCUUCCAAUUUCAAGGGUGUGGACAGUUCACAUGGCUCUGUGGAUGCUAUUGAAGCUGCAAAAGCAUUGGCACUGUCCAACAGCGCUGUCGUAGCAGUAUCCGGAGCUGUUGACUUCAUCACUGAUGGCAAGCAGGUUGUCGGCGUGAGCAAUGGUGUGCCCAUGAUGCAGAAGAUCACCGCAACAGGGUGCGCUGUGACUGCUCUUAUUUCUGCAUUUGUCGCCAUGGAACCUUCGGAUGCCGUAGUUGCAGCAGCAUGUGCUCUUGCCAUCUUUGGUCUGGCGGGUGAGAUUGGGAUGGAGUCAGCCAAGGGGCCUGCCUCUCUUAGGAUGCACCUCAUCGAUGCUCUCUACUGCCUCGAUGAAGAAACGGUCACCUCUCGAGUUAGGAUUUCCUUGCGACCAUGA